Messenger RNA from Stylonychia lemnae, 2244 nucleotides. Lineage: Eukaryota; Ciliophora; Spirotrichea; Sporadotrichida; Oxytrichidae. The record is from the annotation of a GenBank genome assembly.
AUGGCAACUGACUUUGAAAAAAAUGCAUUUAAACCUAAUUUAGGUUUAGGAGGUGCAGCUAUGAGAAAAAUGCAACAAUUAGCAUAAUCUCUUUAUGAAUCAACUCCUGGGCUUUAGGAAGAGAUCCCUAGAAACACAUCGAAGAUCUUGGCAAAUGUUAAGAGAGAGGACAAUAGAGCUGAAGUGAGAGCUAAAACGUUCUUGUAAGAUAGUAGUGCUACAAAUCUCAGAAAGGGAGGCACAAUCGAGAAAAAAGAUUUAAGUAUGUAAACUUGGUUUAACUUAACUUAUUUCUUAGCAAUUGCAAUGAGUGCAGAGGAUUGGGAAACCAAGUAUUUUGAAAUAUUAGAUAAGUUCAAUCACGAAAAGCAUCUAACGGUAAAGCUUAAAGAAAAUAUGAUUAAGAAAUAAGAGAGAUACAUUGAUCGUGAGCAUGAAUACAGGAAAACAAUCAAUCAAAUAGAGCAAUCAAUAUAGGAAAAAUCCACAAAGCCUUUAGAAAUAAUCCAUGAACAUGAUGAAAACUAGCUGCUUCUAAAUGGAGUAGAUCCAUCAGAUUAGAAGUAGCAAGAUCUUAUGGAGAAAGAGAGGAAAUAGAAGCUGAAAAAUGAUUUAUAAAUUAACCCAAAAAAUGUGAAGGCUAUUCAUAAUGUGUAUGAUAAAAUUCAAGAAACUAUUGGAAUGAUUUAAGAAAAUACUGCAAAAGAGUUAUGGAAAUAAAGGUCUGAAAUAAUGUAAACUCUAGAUAAGAAGCUCGAGGAUAUCAAAUAAUAGCUUAGAGCAGAAACAGAAAAGAAGAGAGAGAACUAGUAUGACUUUAAGGAAAAAGAAAAAGAACUAAAUGAGCAUUUAGAGACAAUGACUUAAAUUGCUUAGAAAAUUGACGAUGAAAACAGAAACUUAAUGAAGAAGAACAGCGAUCUCAAGAUCUAGUACAUGAGUCAAGAAAAUGACAGAGAUUUGCUGCUAAAACAAAUCAUCUAUCAAAAGAAGGAGCACUAAAGACUCAGAAGGAUGGUAGAUGAGAAAAAGAAAUAGGCAGAAGAAGUGCAAAAAACUUAAGAUAACACUUUGAACAUGAAUAACUAGACAAAUGCAAAUAAUACUGGUAGCAUUGGAGGAGGGCAAUAUUAGAAUGAAAAUAGUCGUCACCAAAAUUAAAUGGGACAAAAUACCAUGCCUGAUAUCAAGAACCAAAGAGUUUAAAGUGGAUUAUAUGGCAAAAACUAAGGCAGAAUAUCUUAAAAUAAUAUAUCUGGCCUUAACAAUUCAAGAAGGAAUAUUUCAUUGACUGGAGCAAAUAUGUUUGCAGGAAAUAGUAGGCCUAAGACUGCAGCAAUGCCUGGUCUAACAGGUAUCCCACGACCUCCUACAGCUGCCUAUGGUCUAGGAAACAGAAUGGGAACUAAUAUGACUGCUGGUGGUCCUUAUGGAUUAAAUUUUACAGGGUAGAGAGCUAUUAGUGCAGGAUUUAUGCACAAUCCUAGAAUUAAAAGGUACGAGGAUAUUAUCUAAAGGCUUAAGAAGAUGCUGACAAUGGAGAAAAAGAGCUUAAGAAUGGUUAGGACUCUAUGCUCUAAAGAAAUCGAAUCUAAGAAUUAACUUGAGAAGAUACUAAGACAAUGUGUCGAUGAUGUAAAAAAUGAGAUUGCUAAAAAAAGAAGUGAAAAUAAAUCAAUCUACCAUAAGGGAAGAAGAGAAGGAAAUCUUGAUGAAAAAGCACUAACCCAACAGGAAAGAGAAAAGAUAAUAGAGGUGUUACUUUCUUAAGAGAGAGUAUUGACCUUACUUUAUGAUAAAACUUUUCCACCUAGACCAGCAACUGCAAAGGUUGGAUUAAAGAAUGCAUUUUCUGGUUCAGGUCUAUCUGGUGGUGGAGUAUCAAAUCAAAACUUGAGAUAGUUUAAUUACUAUGGUCAAAUAAAUGAGGAUGAGAUUGGUGAAGAAGAUGCCUAGGAGGUUGAGAAACUCGAGAAAGAAAUAGAAGAUGUAUUAAAGAAUAGAAUAAGCACUGCUGAUGGUCUGAAUAGAGGUAGACCUCAUCCAGGCCAAGACGGAAAUAACAUUAUAAAUAUAAGUAAAGGAGACAGUUUCCAGCAGAGAACAUAAAAUGGAGUAAAUGGAGGCAAAAGGAAUUUAAUGAGUGCAGCUUAUAGGUAAAAUAGAUAAGGUUAUAACGAUGAAACUCAUGAAAUAGGUGAUGAUAUAUAUGAAGAUGAAGAGAGUAGUGAUGGAAUGGAAUGA